Messenger RNA from Vanrija pseudolonga, 807 nucleotides. RefSeq lists its product as uncharacterized. NCBI's taxonomy places the organism in Eukaryota, Fungi, Basidiomycota, Tremellomycetes, Trichosporonales, Trichosporonaceae. The record is from RefSeq and is a predicted model, not a curated record. Bases 1 to 807 code for a protein of 268 amino acids. The transcript has 4 exons.
AUGGCGUACGCCUUCUCCAAGCUCGUCGGCGACUGGGAGCGCGUCCUCCUCGCGCUGCACGACGUGCAGACCAUCACAGCGGCGAACAAGCGUGCCGGGCGGCAAGCAUCGCCGGACACUCAGGCGCGCCACCUGGCCAUCGUGGCGUGGGUGUCGGGCGUGGCGGAGCAGGCGUUCUGGUCGAUCGAACACCUCGCGCAACACCUCGACGCCCUCUCGCGCGCCGAGCUGACCGGCGCCAUACCCUUGUCGUUCGCGCCGAGCCCCGAGAUCGGGGACUACGUCCUCCGCUGCUCGCACAGGGAGCCCGCACCACCCGUGAUGAACAGCUACGCCUUUGCCGUGUGUGCCGACGUCGUGCGGCGCGCGCGGAGCCGCAGGCCAGACGCGGCGAGCGACGCAGGCCUCGGCCUGCUCGACGAGGAGAUUCUCCACCCCUCACUCGCGCGCGCGGCAGCCGCGGCGUUCGGUGUGCUCAAGGAGAUGGUCGACGAGCGGCAGCUUGGCGAGCUGCGGCGCGCGCGCGAGGCAGUGCCGAAAGUCCGGAGGACAAACUUUGCCAAGCGAUGGAGCGAGAAGCGCCCGCCUCCGACUCCGCCCGCCCUCCCGGCACACGAGCACGCCCUUCUCAUGGCGCUGCGGGAGGACGCGGCGCUCGUGGCGCUCGGCGCGUCCCCGCCCAUGGUCGAGCGGACGGCGGAACAUGCGCCGAUUUACGGCGCGCUCAUGCGUAAGGCUGAGGAGCGGGACGACGCGCCGCCAGCCCCGCCGCUCAAGAGCCCUUCGUUUGCUUUCGGCCGCUACUAG